Schizosaccharomyces japonicus yFS275 is the source of this 3037-nucleotide messenger RNA. Its product is annotated as ATP-dependent RNA helicase Dbp5. Bases 82 to 1572 code for a protein of 496 amino acids. Gene Ontology annotation, molecular function: ATP binding; hydrolase activity; nucleotide binding. The transcript has 3 exons. Gene Ontology annotation, cellular component: nuclear pore; cytoplasm; nuclear membrane. The record is from RefSeq and is a predicted model, not a curated record. Lineage: Eukaryota; Fungi; Ascomycota; Schizosaccharomycetes; Schizosaccharomycetales; Schizosaccharomycetaceae.
ACGUUGGUACUAUCAUAUCUCUACCUUAAAGGCCGUUCACUACCAUACGUGGUCAAACUCGUUUAAGCCGUAAAAUACAACAUGUCAAAGCCUGAAACGGAAAGAAAAGACUGGGCAGACCUUGAUUCUGACGAAGAAAUCCAAAAAAUCCGCGACAAAGUGGAGGAUUUGAAGACUACAGAAUCUGCAUCUAAACCAGAGACAAAAGAUGCUGUCCCAGACCUUGCCAGUCGGCUGGGACCAAAGGAAGGCGAGCAAAAAGAUGAGGGAAAGAAGGAGGAAGCUGCUCCUGCUGAUAAAAAGGAAGAACACACGUCUAAUCUCGUGCAAAACGACAAUGAAGUUCGCGUCAAACUGGCGGAUCUUCAAGCAGACCCCAAUUCACCGCUUUUCUCUGCAAAGAGCUUUGAUGACCUGAAUCUGAAACCCGAAUUGCUGAAGGGUGUGUACGCUAUGAAGUUUCAGAAGCCCUCCAAGAUUCAAGAAAAAGCUCUUCCCCUGCUUCUGUCUAACCCUCCUCGCAAUAUGAUCGGACAGUCCCAGUCUGGUACUGGUAAAACGGCAGCCUUUGCUUUGACAAUGCUUUCCCGUGUUGACCCUUCAGUUCCAAAAGUCCAGGCAAUCUGUCUGGCUCCUUCUCGUGAGCUUGCUCGUCAAAUUAUGGACGUGGUUGUUGAAAUGGGCAAAUUCACAGACAUCAAGACUGCCUUUGGUAUUAAGGACAGUGUUCCCAAAGGCCAAAAAAUCACUGCUCAAAUUGUCAUCGGUACACCUGGUACCGUUAUGGAUCUUAUGAAAAAACGUCAACUCGAAACUAGGGAGGUCAAGGUUUUCGUGCUUGACGAGGCAGACAACAUGCUUGAUCAGCAAGGACUGGGUGAUCAGUCUAUGCGCAUUAAGCACCAACUUCCUCGUGCCGCUCAGAUUGUUCUGUUCAGUGCCACAUUCUCUGCUCAGGUUGAGCAAUAUGCCCACCGUUUUGCUCCCAAUGCCAACGAGAUUCGCCUGAAGCCCGAAGAAUUGAGUGUGGAAGGAAUCAAGCAACUGUUCAUGGAUUGUAAGAACGAAGCUCACAAGUACGACGUUUUGGUCGAGUUGUAUGGUUUGAUGACCAUUGGCCAGUCCAUCAUCUUCUGUCGCAAAAAGGAGACGGCCGAGGAAAUUUCUCGCCGCAUGACUGCCGAUGGCCAUGCGGUCUCUUGUCUUACCGGAAACUUAGAGGGUGCUCAACGUGACGAGGUUAUGGACUCUUUCCGAGCUGGAAAGACUAAAGUUCUGGUUACAACCAACGUCAUCGCUCGUGGUAUUGAUGUUUCACAAGUGAACAUGGUUGUGAACUACGACUUGCCAGUGGAUCAGGCUGGUCGUCCCGAUCCUCAAACUUACUUGCACCGUAUUGGCCGUACGGGUCGUUUUGGACGUGUCGGUGUGAGUAUCAACUUUGUGCAUGAUGCAAAGAGUUGGGCAGAGAUGGAGGCUAUUGAGAAAUAUUUUGGACGCCCCAUAUUGCGUGUGCCCGCCGAUGACUACGAAGAAUUGGAGAAAGCCGUCAAAUUUGCUUCUCAGUCAUAGAAAAUAAACCAAGUAGUGCAAUUCGUCAGCCGCGUGUGUCCCUAUACCCAAACCAAUCUCAUCUACCCGAAGUCUUCUUCACUCAGUAGCUAAUCGGCUUGACGAGCCUUCUCUUUCUCUUUCUCUUUUUUUCUUUUUCUUUUUAUUGAAAUACAGAAAAUGAAUAUCAUUGCUACACAAAAAGAAGACAACAGAAAAGUUAGGACGGGAAUUCCCAGAGCCUCAGCUCAACCAUAGCUGCUGUCUUAUUCGUAGGCUUGCCGAGAACUCCGUUCAGCUCGACCAUAUUUACUCAGAAAGAGCCUUGUUGACCACAGCACGGGCAAAGUUGGGCAAGAUGAAAGCAGCCUCAUGGAUCUCCUUGUUGUAGUAGCGGCACAACUUGGCCUCCUCCUCGGCAGUCCAAGUACGCAGGGGCUUAGACAAGUCAAUGGCAGUGUUCUUGCUAGCGACGACGAAUCCAAUAGAGCCAGAGGGAUAUGUGGGGAUUGUGGUGUAAGCGUAACGGACGUUGGGGAACGCCUUACGAGCGGCCUUAAGCACAUUCUCGAUCACACUUAAGUGAAGCCACAUGCACUCAGCCUGUGUCGUGAUAACACCGUUCUCGCGAAGAGCACCGUGCAACAGCUGGAAGUAAGGAGCCUCGAAAAGAGCCUCAGCAGGACCGUCAGGGUCAGAGGAAUCGGUGAUAAUCACAUCAAAGGUGUUGGUGUAGUCCUUCAAGAACUGGAAUCCGUCACCGACAUGAGUCUUCACCUUGGGGUGUUCAUAUCCCACAGCCAUACUGGGAAUGAACUUUUUAGAGUAGUCAAUGACAUCGGCAUCAAUGUCACACAAGACAACCUCCUCUACACUUUCGUGUUUCACAACCUCACGCAAGACACCUCCAUCACCACCACCGAUGACCAGCACCUUCUUGGGGUUGGCAUGACUGUUCAGAGCCAAGUGAGCAAUCAUUUCUUGGUAUGAAAACUCAUCACGCUCAGUAGCUUGAAUGACACCGUCCAAGACGAGAACACGGCCAUAAGUUUCGCUCUCGAAUAUCAAAACAUCCUGGAACUUGGAACGUUUAGCAUGGAGAACCUUCUUGACCUUCAAGGUCAUAGCCUGACCAGGCCACAUCUUGUUGAUUUCACGGAACCAUCCAUCCUUGAUGGAGGGGUGAGUAAGCUCUUGGGAUUCAGAAGACAUUUUUUUGUGUUUCAGAAAUUUUAACUUUUUCUCCUCAAAAGUUUGUUUUGGGUUGACGAUCACUUGCAGGGUUCCAGGGGCUGACUCUGAGAGAUUUCCGCCGCUUUAAGGCAACAAGCUUUGAACGUGCCUGUUCUUUUUUGUGCUGCUGCUGAAGCAGUCACAGUUGGUGGUGAGUUUACCCGCGGUAAAACCCCGGCGUUCCCUCGGGGAGAAACCUUAUCGACGCGUGGGCACGCGUCGAUAAAGCUGUCCUCUGCUAACUACCGUUUAA